Pyrenophora tritici-repentis Pt-1C-BFP is the source of this 1873-nucleotide messenger RNA. NCBI's taxonomy places the organism in Eukaryota, Fungi, Ascomycota, Dothideomycetes, Pleosporales, Pleosporaceae. The record is from RefSeq and is a predicted model, not a curated record.
AUGAGCGAUAUAACUGUACAUGGCGGCUUCUCUGCUCUGUUCCUUCCUGUUCCUCCUAAUCUUGUCUUAUCUAUCCCGGAGAGCGAUCACCGGUUUCUAUCGUGCAUCUUUCGUAUCCCCAGCUUCAACAACAACGCCAAUAUGGUACAUAUCAAUCGUGUAGCCACCUCCAAGGAGAUUACCGAGGAGAAGGCUCAAUUUGCGGAGAUCUCGGCCUCUACUACUAUCAAUCUCUCUCAAGAAGAUGAGGCCGACGACUACACGGCGACUGUCUAUGGCAGCAAGUAUGCCGCUGAAGAUCUGCCGAGACAUGAGAUGCCGGAUCGAGAGAUGCCGCCUGCGAUUGCCUAUCGCAUGAUCAAGGAUGACCUUACCCUCGACGGUACUCCCACUCUGAACUUGGCCUCGUUCGUCACUACAUACAUGGAAGAUGAAGCCGAGAAGCUCAUGGUCGACGCCUUCUCCAAGAACUUCAUCGACUACGAAGAGUACCCUGUUAGCGCCGACAUCCAGAACCGAUGUGUCUCCAUGAUUGCGAAGCUCUUCCAUGCUCCAGCCGACGCGGAUGCGAACACUAUCGGUACUUCGACAAUCGGAUCGUCCGAGGCCAUCAUGUUGGGGGUCUUAGCCAUGAAGAAACUCUGGCAGAACAAGCGCAAGGCGGAGGGCAAGCCGUUCGACAAGCCCAACAUGGUCAUGAAUUCGGCCGUCCAGGUCUGCUGGGAAAAAGCGUGCCGCUACUUUGACAUUGAAGAGAAGUAUGUGUACUGCACAACUGAUCGCUACGUGAUCGACCCCAAAGAGUGUGUCGACCUUUGCGACGAGAACACCAUUGGUAUUUGUAUGUUCCCCAAGAGCGAAGGUCAUAAAUUAGAUGCUGACGUAGAAACCCCAGGCGCAAUUCUGGGAACAACUUACACUGGCGAGUACGAAGACAUCAAGGCCAUCAACGAUCUCCUCGUCGAGCGCGACAUGGAUGUCAACAUCCACGUCGACGCUGCAUCAGGUGGCUUUGUUGCACCAUUCGUGAACCCCGGUCUUCUUUGGGAUUUCCGUCUACCCAAGGUCACCACCAUCAACGUCAGCGGACAUAAAUAUGGACUCGUCUACCCGGGUGUCGGCUGGGUCAUCUGGCGUGACCCCGCACACCUGCCACAAGAGCUUGUCUUCACCAUCAACUACCUCGGCGCGGACCAAGCUUCAUUUACGCUGAACUUCUCCCGUGGAGCAUCGCAAAUCAUUGGACAGUACUACCAACUCAUUCGUCUCGGAAAGCGUGGAUACCGCAGGAUAAUGCUCAACCUGACGCGUAUUUCGGAUUAUCUUGCCGCAAACCUGGAAUCUUUGGGUUUCUUAAUCAUGAGCCAGAGGGGCGGUCAGGGUCUUCCUCUUGUUGCUUGCCGUAUCGACGAAGAUCUCGGCAAGAUGUACGAUGAGUUCGCCAUCGCACAUCAACUCCGCGAGCGUGGAUGGGUCGUACCCGCCUACACCAUGGCCCCGCACUCUGAAAAGAUGAAGAUGCUACGUGUUGUAGUGCGCGAAGAUUUCACAAAGUCUCGCUGCGACGCUUUGAUUGCAGACUUCAAGCUUGCUUUGCAAACGCUGGACGCCCUUGAUGCUAAGAAGAUCGAAGACCAGAAACAACAUGCAUUUGCCAUGCGCCGCCGCUCGACACUCGUCAGCCCAAUCUUCAAGAAGAACGCGACUGACCAUUUCGAUGAGGAGCAUAGUCUACAGGCAAAGACUGGAAAAACACAUGCUGUUUGCUAAAUCGGUUGUUGAGAAUCUGAGAGUGCUGGGUUGUGAGGAAAGACGUGAAAUGAGCUUUUCGCGAAAUAUAGAUGUAGAUGAAAUUAAGAAUUUUCCACAUCCC